AUGCGUUGGCUAAAACACGUAAAGUAUCAGUACGGGCCUGUGCAGGCGGAUGAAAUUGAUAAGGCGACUACAUACAUAAUAAAAGUUAUUCAAAAGUAUUACUUUGGGGAAGAAAUACAAAGUAUUCAAAAGCUAUGUACAAUAAAACCAAAAAGUAAUUUAAUGCGUUUAAAUCUAUUCUUAGAUGAGAAGAGCGUGCUCAGGAUAGGCGGUCGUUUAAGAAAAACGGUUAAUUUGAGUCCGUUACAGCGUCAUCCAGUUAUAUUGCCGGCUAAGUGUGAAUUUACUAAAUUAGUAUUUGUUAACGAGCAUUUAAAACUUAUCCACGGUGGACCGCAAUCUAUGUUGGCGUCGAUCCGUUUAAAAUACUGGCCACUAAAUGGACGUGACAUUGCGCGACAGGUAGCGCGGUCUUGUGUGCCAUGUUUUAAAUGUACGCUCAUUGUAGUCCAGCCGAUCAUGGUUGAUCUGCCCGCUGAGCGGUUAGAACCGUCCCGGGCGUUCCUUAAAACAGGUAUUGAUUUCGCGGGACCAUUUUUCGUAAAGUCUAGUCAGCGAAGAAAAGACCCCGUUAAUAAGGCGUACUCGUGCAUAUUUGUGUGCUUUGCCGUUCACAUAGAGUUAGCAAGUGGACUAACUAUGCCUGCGUUUAUCAAUGCACUGCAACGAUUCUGUGAUCGUCGCGGUCUUUGUUCAGAUAUUUUUUGCGACAAUGCUACGAAUUUUAUUGGUGGAAGACGUCAGCUUGACGAGCUACACUCCUUAUUUAUGUCCAAUGAGCACCAAGAGCAAGUUAUAAAUCAUCUAUCUAAUGUCAGUAUACAGUGGCAUUUCAUACCCCCUCGUUCGCCCCAUUUUGGUGGGUUAUGUGAGGCUGCGGUCAGAUCGCUAUAG
Molecule: messenger RNA, 894 nt
Organism: Daktulosphaira vitifoliae (grape phylloxera)
Lineage: Eukaryota; Metazoa; Arthropoda; Insecta; Hemiptera; Phylloxeridae
Exons: 1
Coding region: 1-894 (297 amino acids)
Molecular function (GO): nucleic acid binding
Source: RefSeq, a predicted model, not a curated record